This is a messenger RNA of Naegleria gruberi, 2666 nucleotides long. Its product is annotated as PARP domain-containing protein. Gene Ontology annotation, molecular function: NAD+ poly-ADP-ribosyltransferase activity; ubiquitin binding. NCBI's taxonomy places the organism in Eukaryota, Heterolobosea, Eutetramitea, Acrasida, Naegleriidae. The coding region runs from base 1 to 2625 and encodes 874 amino acids. The record is from RefSeq and is a predicted model, not a curated record. The transcript has a single exon.
AUGAACAAUCGACAACUUCCCUCCAAUUUUAACUUUUACGGGGAGACAACAACAGACUAUCCCUCUGAUUUUAAUAUGACAACAAAUUUAUUUGAUGAUUUUCUUGCUUCUUUAACUGAAACACAUCUACUCACGGAUAGUAAUGUAAAUACAAACAAUAGCAUGCUCCUUCCGCAUAAUGUAUCUUCUAAUUUAAUACCAACAACAUCAUCAACAAGUACAUCAUCAUCGUCGACAAUGUUGCCACCAAUAACGGCACAAGAUCUAACCGGUACUACAUCUUCACAAAACGAUUCAAAUUCUGGUCAACUUGUUACAAACGUUUCUCUAAUUACAAAUAAUCAAAAAUAUCCAUCAGGAAUAAUUCAAGAUAAUGUACAUUUGUUUUUUGGUUCUCAUGGUUCUUCAGAUACAUAUAAAUUGGAAGUUCAGGUAACGCCAAUUGUUGAUCAAAUGAUAAUGAGUAAUCAAACUAAACUUGUCAUACAAGUUAAAAGAGAAAAUAGCAAGGAACUUUUGAAGAAGGCUCGUUGGGUAUUGUCUUUGGAGAAUAGAAAAGAAGAAUGUAUUUAUCUCGUUCAAAAUAAUAAUUUUCCAAAAACAAGAAGAGGAAGAGGUAUUAACGAAUCUUGUUUAUUUGCCUUCUCUCUGGAAAAUUUACAAAAUGUUCCUGAACAAUUAUUUCCAACAUUUAAAUUUCAAUUUUACUCCAAGCUCAUACCAGGAAGUUUCCCAACAGAUUCGUUCACUGUUCCACCAUCAACACAACUUUCUAGGCCAGAAGUAUCCACAUCCUCAUCAUCACCACCUACACAACAAAUCAUUUCCAAUCCACCUAUGAUAGUAAUGGAACAACCAAAACCUGUUAUGAAUAAUAUUCUCUUCCCAGCUUCUGCCUUUAAUCAGUCAACCCAAUCCUUUGAUCCUAUGUCACUUUUUAACUCUCUUACCGAACAAUCCCAACAACAAUCAGAUGAUCUAAUUUAUCAAUCUUCAGGAAAAAAGAGGAAAAAGAUAGAAAUCUUUGAACCAAAGUUAUUCUCAAUCAAUCCAAUGUAUGGAACUAUUGGAAGCACUGUUGUUUUAUUGGGCAAUUUUAACGUUUUAAGUGAAAAAGCAGUCAAGGUCCAUUUUGAUCAAGUUGUUGUUGAGCAUCCACAUGCCGUUACGCCAAAUACUAUUGUUUGUACUGCUCCUGAUCAUGAAGAUGGUAACUCUUUUGUUCAAGUUGUAGAAGAAUUUGAACACUUCCAAAUGAAAACUGAGCACAAAAUUUUCAGAUAUAUUUCACAAAGCUUCCAAAUGGGUAUCAACCAACUCGUCUUUAAUUCAGGCCCAAGACCUUACCAAUCACCACCUUCAUAUCUUUCUCCUGGAGCUCCAAACACUGACUCAUCUUCUAGUUCUAACUCUUAUAACUCAGGGCAAAUGUUUUAUGAUAGUCUUAGACAAAAUAAUUUACAUAGAGCAGCUUAUGAUGGUGAUUUGAGGGCUGUUGUUUCAAUUCUUGAAAGCAGAUCAUGUGAUCCAUUUGAAUUGGACAAUUUUAAGAGAAGUCCAUUCCACAUUGCUUGUGCUAUGGGUCACUUAUCAGUUGUUCAAGCAUUAUGGACUCAUAUUGUUGAUAUUCUUCCUGAAGAAGAGGAUGAAGAUGAAGACGUACUUGCAUCUGUUCUCUUAUAUCAACAGGAUAGUUUCUCAAUGACACCUCUCGAUUUAGCUUCAAAGAUUAUAGACGACAAUGAACAUGAUGUUAUUUUCUUCCUUAAAGACAAAUUAGUCACCUAUCCAAACUUGAAUACAAAGCUAGGUAAUGGUGAUCUAGUUCUAGUAGAAAACGAGGUACACGAACGUAAACUAAAUCAAUUGAAGCACUUAUUCCCAUCCUUUGACGAUUUCUUCAUUAGAGAAAUUCUUGAGAGAUGUGGUUGGAGUGAGACAGAAGCUGCUGCUUUGGUUUUAUGCCAACAAUUUGAAUCCAAUAUCUGUGCCAAAUCAUCUAUGACUUCUAAGGAAGUUUUCAUGGUAAUAGAGAAACAAAAGGCCAUCAAUCAACUCAUUGAUUUUAUGAACAUGUCUCCCUUCUCAACACUUUUAGCAAACAAACUUUCUAGAUUCUUUGAUCCAGAGAAGCAUUUCGAAAAUUAUGAAAAGGAAAUCAAACACAAGUUUUCUAAAAAGAUUUACAAGAUUGAAAACAUUGUUCAUCCCGAGCUUCAACUCAGAUUCAGCCAAUAUAUCAAUCAAGAAGAAAACCCACUGAUAUUUAUGACAUUCCACGGAACAAGUGAACAAAAUGUUUCUAGUAUUAAGGAACACGGUCUCUUGGUUCCUGGAAAGGGUAAUGAUAUUAGACCAGUUAAUGGUAGCGAGUAUGGAUUGGGUAUUUACACAUCAUUCUCGGGUACUUCAUCAAUUGAGUAUUGUUAUGGUGGUAACAAGAUGUUUGUUUGUGCUGUGUGCGUUAGGGACAAGAUUGUUAUAAGUGAAGAUGGAAAUGUUCUUGUUGUUUUUGAUGAAAGAUCAGUAUUGCCUUGCUGGCUGAUAACAUUUGAAAACCGAGUUGAAAAUGUUCAAGAACCUGUCAAUAUGAACUAUAACAAUAACCUUCUCAGACAAAUCUAAUUGUAAAAUAUAAUUAAACAAAAGUUUAUUCCAUUGAUCAA